UGCCUGGCUCCUCUUUUGCGCGGCGAAAAGCCCACUUGGGAUCCGAGCGGGCGGCCACGUCACACUCGCAGGCUCCGCACGCCCGCCGCUGCCCGCCUAUACCACCUGCAGCUGGCAGCGCCGCCUCCUCGCGGGUCCCUCAGGGCGCGCUACAGGUGCGCAGGGCGUCCCGAAGCCCCGCCCUCGCGUCCCUGCCCCUCGCUCGGCGCCCGCGCCUAACGCUCGGCGCCUCACCCCCAGUUCCCGCGCCCCGCAACGGCGGCGCAGGACGCACGGCCUCAGCCUGAGCCCGGGAAGCGCUCGGGCGAAGAGGAGGAGCCAAGGGUACCCAGAGGGUGGAGCCGGGAGCCGGAGAGCUGUGGAGGCGGAUUUCCUGGACCGGGCCUCCUGGCGAUACCAUGGCGUUUGGCAAGAGUCACCGGGAUCCCUACGCGACCUCAGUGGGCCACCUCAUAGAAAAGGCUACAUUUGCUGGAGUUCAGACUGAAGAUUGGGGCCAGUUCAUGAACAUCUGUGACAUAAUUAACACCACGCAGGAUGGGCCAAAAGAUGCAGUGAAAGCUUUGAAGAAAAGGAUUUCCAAAAACUACAAUCAUAAAGAAAUUCAACUUACCUUGUCACUUAUUGACAUGUGCGUGCAGAACUGUGGUCCAAGUUUCCAGUCUCUGAUUGUGAAGAAGGAAUUUGUUAAAGAGAAUUUAGUUAAGCUGCUGAAUCCCAGAUACAACUUGCCAUUAGACAUUCAGAAUAGAAUCUUGAAUUUCAUUAAGACUUGGUCACAGGGUUUUCCAGGAGGUGUGGAUGUAAGCGAAGUGAAAGAAGUAUACCUUGACCUGCUUAAAAAAGGUGUUCAGUUUCCUCCCUCAGAAGUAGAGGCUGAAACAGCAAGACAGGAGACUGCUCAACUGUCAUCAAAUCCACCAACAUCUGUCCCUACUGCACCAGCUCUUUCUUCUGUAAUUGCUCCGAAGAACUCGACUAUUACAUUGGUCCCAGAACAGAUUGGAAAAUUGCACAGUGAAUUGGAUAUGGUAAAAAUGAAUGUGCGAGUGAUGUCUGCCAUAUUGAUGGAGAAUACUCCUGGGUCUGAAAACCAUGAAGACAUAGAGCUUCUGCAGAAACUCUAUAAAACAGGUCGGGAGAUACAGGAGAGGAUCAUGGACCUGCUAGUGGUGGUGGAGAAUGAAGAUGUAACUGUUGAGCUAAUUCAGGUGAAUGAGGAUUUGAAUAAUGCCAUCCUUGGAUGUGAACGGUUUACUAGAAACCAACAAAGGAUUUUGGAGCAAAAUAAGAACCAGAAGGAAGCCACCAAUACUACAAGUGAGCCUUCUGCCCCAUCUCAAGAUCUCCUUGACCUAAGUCCCAGUCCCCGGAUGUCUAGGGCCACUCUGGGAGAACUCAACACCAUGAAUGACCAACUUUCAGACUUAAAUUUCAGCUCUCCAAGUUCUGGUGUAACAAACAACUUAAAACCCAGUCUUCAUCCACAGAUGGACUUGCUAGCCUUGGAAAAUACAGAAAUACCCUUGUUUCCCCAAAGGACCAGCCAAAACCUCACCUCAAGCCACACGUAUGAUAACUUUCUGGAACAUUCAAAUUCAGUGUUUCUACAGCCGGUUAGUCUACAAACCAUUGCAGCAGCACCGUCAAACCAGAGUCUGCCAUCUUUGCCCGGCAAUCAUCCAGAGCUAUUUAUGAAGAAAUUGACGCUCACCAGCACAAAGGAGCUCAGAAUCAUGUUGACUGAGACUGUGGCUCUCCAGCCUCCCGCUAGAGACAAGUACAAGAGUUAUCAAGAAAUGGGGAUAGAGAAGGACAGGAUGAAUACUGGACAUUUUCUUCUCUAUUCUAGAAGAAAGAGGACGAUCACCUCACUAGCCACAUCAAAGAUGCCAACUCUCUAAAGAGUAGACUGUGCAGCUUUGAGGCCUGGACAAUACCUACCUACCAACAUGUCAGAGCCAUGGUGGAACAUUUCUGCUAUAAUGAAGCUUAAACAGAAGACUAACAGUUCCAGGAUAACAGUGAUUCCUGACAACAGCGUGAGAUUUCAACAGAACUUGUUUGGAACAAAUACUCAACUUAAAACUUUAGCAGAAAAAAAAUUACUUAGUCCUUAGGCAACCAAUUUAACUGCAGUGUCAUAUGUUUCACAGGCCUUCCUACAUUUACAAAUCAUCACACAGCUGUGGAUAAGAGAUUAUCUUACUAUAAAAUAAUUCUGAAUAGAUGAAAGCAUAAAAUGUGAGAAACUGAAUGUAUUAUUCUGGAAGCAUAAAUACUGAGUGCCUUCAUUUAACUAAAGUUGAAUGUAAAAGUCAAUUUGCACUUCUUUAUAAAUAAUCCUCUGGUUUAGAAUUAUAAAUUGUUAAAGCCUUGAUGAUUGUCAUUUAAUUAUAUUUUAGGUGUCCUGAACAGGUCACUAGACUCUGCAUUGGAUGGGUUUUUUGAUUCUUUGUAAUGCUAAAUAGUCUUUUCUCUCUUUUUACUAUAACUUAACAUUUCUAUUUGGAACACAGACAACUGGAAAAUAUUCAGAAUAAGUAUUACAUUUGAUGAAAAAUAAAAUAAUUUAAUACA
Messenger RNA from Callithrix jacchus (white-tufted-ear marmoset), 2580 nucleotides. It is a transcript of the gene TOM1L1, whose product is annotated as target of myb1 like 1 membrane trafficking protein. The record is from RefSeq and is a predicted model, not a curated record. Gene Ontology annotation, cellular component: endosome; membrane. NCBI's taxonomy places the organism in Eukaryota, Metazoa, Chordata, Mammalia, Primates, Cebidae. Gene Ontology annotation, biological process: signal transduction. Gene Ontology annotation, molecular function: phosphatidylinositol binding; clathrin binding; ubiquitin binding.